UUUAAAAAAUAUUCUCUUCCUCCUUCAAUCUCUCUCGGGAUUCCUCGCCAAAAGAUGAAUCAUGAUGAAUGAAAAGCUCAGAUCCGUCGUUAUGUCGUCUGAGAACGGUUUCCAAGAAUCUCAAUUAUCAGCAAGCUCAAAUAUCCGAAGGAAAGUUGAUGUUCUUAAUGGGCGCGAAAAUGAAGAUUCCAUUUCCAAGGAACAGGCGUUACUGGAUUCCAAAUACAACUUGCGCCUGAGUCUUGCCUGGGAUAGCGCCUUUUUUACAAGCCCCGGAGUACUGGAACCGGAGGAACUGUUAACGGCCUUGAAUUCAAGGAAUUUCGAUCAUGUGGUAAACAUUCUGGGGAGCGAAGAGUAUCUCUUAUUGUCUUCACAAUCAUUCGAACCAGACACUAAUAUCAAAUCUGAAAACUUCAAUUUCCGUAAGAGCUUAGCUUGGGAUAAUGGCUUCUUCACUAGUGAAGGAGUUUUGAACCCUUUGGAAUUGGCCAUUGUUAACAACGGUUUGAAGAAAUCUGAAAGCCAUCUACUUCCCGUAAUGGAGGAUGAAGUUUGGAGGUCUAUGGAGUCGAACAGUACCUUAGAAAACGAAGGUUCCUCGUUAACUAGACUUGAGAUGGAUCUUUUUGAAGACAUCAGACAAUCUAUCCCCAAACCAAUUACUUCAAGAUUUGAACUGGGAAGACCAGCUUCAGCCGAACAGGAUGGUUCUCGAACUAUGAUGAAGGCCAUGCCAACUUGCAGGAGGCAAAGUAUUAACAAGCAUGGAUCAAAGAAGAUUACUAGAGAUAUGCCAAACGCCCCAAAAAUACAGCUGAAACAUACGGCUGAAAGUAGGGAGCAUCAUUCAUCUUUUUCCCUCAAACCAUCCAAGGCCUCAGAGCAGACCAACUGCGGUUCAAGAGUAAAAGUUUUGGGUAAAAAUCAUGUAAAACUGGGAAGCAGGUCCGGGAUCGCGGCAUCCGAAUGUUUGGGGAAGUCAAAGAAACCAUGUUUAAGGGACUCGUUCUCUUCCAUCCAUGGUUCCACUCAGUCACUUAGAUCAUCUUUGUCACACUGUUCCGCUUCAACAAAUAAGUCAGUAUCUUGUAUAACAUCCAAUGGCUACCCCCGUCCUCCAUCUGAGAUUACCAUUGGAAAAUCUCCUCCAAGUUUGAGAAGGAAAGUAAACUCCAUCAGUUCGAGUGCACUCGCAGCCAGUCCGGUUUCAACGACUCCAUCGAUGAAGACAAGGGCAAGGAAAGUGGAAGUGGACAGUUCUUGCCAGUCCACACCAGCAUCGUCCUCAUGGUAUGGAUCGCCUUCGAGCUCAGUUGACGAAUGGCCUUCAGAAUCAUCUUCAACUUCUGCAGCUCAAAGAUCUAAUAGAUCCAAGCCUAGUCCAUAUUCCAGUCUUCAAAGUUCUCGUUUGGAGAAUCAAGCAUGUGAAGAAUCAAGAGAAGUGAAACCUUCAGGCCUACGAAUGCCAUCACCGAAGCUCGGUUUCUUUGACACGGAAAAAAUGAUGGAGUUAGCCACCAUGAAAGGAGGGUUGGCAGAAACAAGUGCUAUCGCGGACGCCAAGGGUGCUGCUGCACCUGCACAUCGUACUCGAGGUACUAAGCUUCAAUCUCCGGAAACAAAACUCGGUACCGGGUCUCGAAAGCUUGAUCCUCGUAAAAAUGGAGGAGCACCGGUGACUACCUCGGCCAUGAAAGGUAACAGAAGUCCAACACCAAAGUCAUAUAACAGGAUCCUCCAAUGUUGCAAUAACCAAUCUUUGAAAGCAGAGAAAAUCAUGUCGCAGUACUCUGAAUUAGACUUGCACCAAACAUCUCAUGAUGGCAACAAAGAAAAUGAGAACAGUUUCGUGGAUCAUAAAAUCGAGCGCUUAGCUAAACAGGUAAACUCGAUUGAUUUAAACAGACAGAAACAUUGACAAAUCAUAAGAGUUUUUUAUUUGAAUCUCUAAAAUAAUUUUUCUUUCAUUUUCAUUAUCCGUGGAAGCUGUUUGUUUACUAGAUUUAUAUA
Molecule: messenger RNA, 2013 nt
Organism: Momordica charantia (bitter melon)
Lineage: Eukaryota; Viridiplantae; Streptophyta; Magnoliopsida; Cucurbitales; Cucurbitaceae
Molecular function (GO): microtubule binding
Source: RefSeq, a predicted model, not a curated record